AUGGCCCCGUCUGCUGUCCUCCUCCGGCGCUUCAUCUCCUGUGGCAGCAGCAGCAGCUGCUGCAGCGCGGCGGGAGUAGCUCCUGCGGCCGUCUCUGUUGAUGCGACCCGUAAGAAGACCCGCCUCGUCUUCAUGGGUUCUCCACAGGUCAGUUAAUCGCCUCUUCACUUCGUUUCUCGCAGGCAUUGACUUUUUUAUUACGUGCUGCAGGUUUCUGCAUUGGUCCUCGAGAAGCUUUCCAAAGUGUCCGAGGCUCCAGACUCCACAUUUGAGGUGUGUUUGCUACGCCCCGACUCCGGAAAACUGUGACCAUUUACAUUUUUUGCUUACUAGACGAAUCGCGUAGUGGGAUUAUUUGCUCCAUUGAAUCGCAUUAGAGAGGAGAAGUACACCAAUACCCACGAAUAUUGUUAGACGAUCAAUCUGCAUCUUCUAGCCUCUCCUUCUCUGCUGAAAUGGGCCACUUGGAAUACCAAUUGAUUCGCUUUUUGUACAUUUCUUUGAUUUAUCAUACUGGGAUUUUAGUCUUGUUGUCGUUGACCUUUUGAAAAAAAUUGCCAACUUUGUACUUCGGCGUGAAGUUAAUUCUAUUGGAGAGAUAUCUAUCCGAUUCUUGAUGAUUUUAAUUGUUUUUAAUAUCUCACCUGUUUUCGGAUAUUGUGAUUCAUGUUAAGUCUAGGUUUAAGUCGUUAGAUUCUUUUAUGAACGAUGGUCGGUAUCUAUGAUAUUGAUUUGUGUAAUUUUGGAUUGUGGCUUGAGUUUAUUUUUAUUCUCUCUUUACAUGUGGUCAGGGUCACAUUAGCUCUACUCUAUACCUAUUAGAAGGGGUCAGAUUAUGGAGAGAUAAAGGCAAAUACAUGUUCUAGAAGUUUGUCUCUGUCAUCCCCCCAUUUUUUGUCAGAACUGCGGUGUUAGAGAGCAGCGAGGGCUUAAGAGAGCUUGUGUUCAUCCAUAUAAAACAUCCGUGUGCAUCUCUGCCACUUCUUAUCAUUGGUUUCAUUUUUUUUCUAUCUCAGCUGCUUACAUUCUUGUUAGAUAGUUUUUACAUCCUAACAGUAAUUAAAACAUCAAAUAAUAUUUUUAGCUUGCAGCUAUUGUUACCCAGCCACCUUCUGAAAGGAACAGAGGAAGGAAGGUUCUGCCAUCACCGGUUGCACAAUACGCUCUAGACCGUGGGUUCCCAAAGGAUCUAAUCUUUGCACCAGAGCGAGCUGGUGACGUAAGAUUGUAUUUCAUUGCUGUUUUAUUUGUUAUUCCAUGUAUUUGUCAUGGUAUAUGCCAAAUACAUGCAAGAUAUAAUUGGUUAAAGUGUGUUAUUUUAGAAACUUGGUGAUGCAACUGGUUGUUGGCCAGGCACAGUGAGAAUUACAAUGUAUGGUUUCAGUGAAUCAUGCUAGGAUUUUCAUACUAACGAUGGGAUAAUAAAAAAUCAUGUCUCCACUCUCACAAUUCUGCCAAAGGAGAAUUUGACAGAUGUUUGGUGUUGGUUUAGCCAAGUUCUCUUCUCUUGUCAGACCAACAGCUGCUUGUAAAAAAAUAGUCCGUGAGGUCAAAAUGCUCUUUUAGUUUUAUUUUAAAUAUAGCAUGUCUUUUAUUUUGGUGUCAUCUUCUAGCCCUCAUAAUCUUUGUUUCCUUUUGAAUGUGUUUUUUUUAUCUCAAUUUCUCUUUCUAUACCCUGCUUACAUGUCACCAGGUUCUCAUCUUAUUGGGCAUCACAUGUUAUGCAUUUCAUUAUUCUUGCAUCUUUUCUCACGUAUGGCAUGAAUUUUCAAAUGCUACCGUACUUUCACGGGAAGGGAUAAUAAAAAUGGGCUGUGCGAGAUAUAAAUUGAACAGAAGAAUUUAAAUUUUAACAUAGCUAUGUUUUAAUGAAGAUGUACACUUCCUAAGCUUAUGGACGAAUAUUUCACACUAGAUUCUCCUAUCAAUACAUCUAUCUUCGUAUCUCAACCAAUCAGGUCUUUUAACAUCCGAAAUUAGAAUGCUUGAUCGGAGUUCUUUAGUUUGGCUUACACAACAACGGUUCAGCAAAGUUUGAUUAAGCCCUUGCUGAUGGAUUACAUAGGCAACAUUGUGAGCAAAAGUGAAAUUCAACUUUUAAGCCUGUUCUUAGAGAUGGCUUAGUGAUUUGAUGAUUAGAAAACCACUUCUAGAGAUAAACUUCCAGACAAACUUGGUUUUUUGCAAGAGAAAGGAAGACCACACGUUUUGCAAGGAAACAAAGUUAUUUGACAGUGGAAGGUGAUUCUCAAUGUUACAAUACAGAACUGGGGUGGUGAACGUAAAUGGUUUUCCAUGGCUUUUGUCUGCAUUUGACACUUGAAUUUUGUAGCGAUUAUCCAUAGGGUAGUUAAUCUUCCAUGGCAUGGUACCGUUUAACUGAGGUGUUCUCCGUUUUGCUUGAUGACCAGUAGCUCACCUAACUUUUAAAUGUAUGUCAUGUGGAUCUCAAGUGUGUAGGAAUCAUGAUUUGUUGAGAUGGUAUGAAUUUAUCUAAAUAUUGCAGUUUUUCAUUGCUCCAAUCCCUAGUAUGUAUUAUAUUGUUUUUUUUUGCGUCACAUUGAAGCAGGUUAGGAAAUUGCAAAAAACUUCUUAGUAUAGACUCAUAUAAAUUGGAGCUGACUCCUUGCACGUCUCAGUCAGUUCGGCAUGUUUCUUUUUCAACUAUCCUGAGUCUGAAUGCAAUACUGAUCAGCUAACUGUGGUCAAAACAUUCUGCUUUAAUUUUGCAAUGUGUAGAACUCAAUCAGGAAUAUUUUCUGUCGUAAAUUCCACUGUUCUUAGAAGUGGACCGUUUCUAUAUGAGAGAAGUAUUUAUUUUCUAAUUAAUUUUCUCUAUAGUGUAUAGAUGGUCUGGGGUUGAGAUAAAUCCUUUUCUAUAUGUUUCUUAUUAUGCAGGAACGUUUCUUGGCCGAUUUCAAAGCUCUGAAACCAGAAAUUUGUGUUACAGCAGCAUAUGGAAAUAUUUUACCUAACAAAUUUCUUGAAAUUCCACAGUGUGGUUAGUAAAAUUGCCAUUGGUUAUGCUAGAAAUAUUUAAGCUCAUAAGUUGCUAUAAAUUUUCUUUUUAAAAGUUCUGACCUGUUGUACAUUGGCACGAAGUAUGCAAUGUUUUAGUGCAACUUCACAUAACAUAGUGUUUUCCAACACUAUAAUAUUCAAACAUUUUGUUCCCUAAAAUGUGGUCUGUGAUCAUAGAUGCAUGUUGACAGAUCAUAUAGGCUGAUCUGAUACUCUUCAUAUUCGGAAUUUUAUUUUGUGAUAAAUUUUAAAGUGAAAUUAUCUUCAGGUGUCGUCAAUAUACAUCCCAGCUUAUUGCCCCUUUAUCGUGGUGCAGCACCUGUGCAAAGAGCAUUACAGGUAUGUUAUCCUGCACCUAUAAAUUCUUUUCACCGCCCAACUUUUGUUCUUGCACUUAUAAAUUCCAAUAUGGAUUCUUUAAAUUUGUUGAAUUAGGAUGGAGUGAAGGAAACGGGGGUAUCACUGGCAUAUACAGUUCGUGCACUAGAUGCUGGACCAAUCAUUGGUUAUGAAAAAGUAGAAGUUGAUGAUCACAUAAAGGUAAGCGUUAACCUUAUCAGGGACAUGGCUUAAAAAAUUUAUAUGCAAAUGAAUAUAAAGUUUGGGUAGUCCAAUUGAAAUUCUGUUAUCAGUAGAAUGAAAAUAUGCUUUUCUGGGUAGUCCAAGGAUCUUCAUAACUUGAUGCAUUUUAAUGGUCACUAUUUGUUGCUCAAUUUGUAGGCACCAGAGUUACUCGAAAUUCUAUUCAGUAAGGGUACGCAUCUUUACUCUAAAAUAUCUUGCAGCUGAAUUUCAUGAGCUUGAAUCGAUGUCUCGUUUUAUUUAUCUAUAAAACAUACAAAGCUUUGGCUUUUUGGCCAUGGGCCUGUGAUUGGUUAUUGCUCAUUGUGGAUCAGCUUUAAUCCAAAAAUCGUAGUAAAUUUUCUCUCUUCCAAUUGUUGUGGUUUGAUGCUAUUUGAGGUCAAGGUUCCAAUCGCUUAAUUGAUUUUGCAAAGAUUUUUUGCAUUGAACAGCGUUUAAAGAACCUUAAAUCAGUAGAAUUCGAGUCAAGGAAUAGAAAUGUCUAGAAAAAGAUGUUUUUGAGAGAUUAAUUUAACUGACAGAUCCACACGUUCAACUAAGAAUACUAUGUGGAAUUUUUUAACCUAGCUUUGUAUUUCUGGUUAGAGGCAUGAUGUUGAUUAACAUUCCUUGGGGAUAGGAAUUUUCUGUUCGUUAUAAGGUGAUGAUGAAUCAUGAUUUUAAGAACUAAUUUUUCUGGAAUGGCUGGUCCCAGCCCAUUUUCACCGGUUCUGGGGUUGGGUCUUAGUUGGCCUCUAAUAGAAACGUUGGAACUGGUAAAACAAAGCUGUAAUCGGUUGACAUUAGCUAGUUUCUCCUGAAAUCAGACUAAAUAGAAUGUGAAAUAGACCUUAAAGUCCAAGAAAAGAUUGAAUCUUGAACAUGUAAGUAAAACACUUGGGAAUUCUUGUAUCCACUAUGACUGAGAAACGAACAUCUCCCUAAAUCUACUGAGGAGAAUGAAAUAAAACUUGUACUAUGGAGAAAAACCUUCUCGUCUAGAGUGCAAGGCCUUUUAAGUUGGCGAAAAAUAGUUCUAAAUUAGCUAAAAAAUAGGAUAUGAUAAAGAAAAAGUUAAGAAAGGAACUCGUAAAAAUAGUAACUGGGGCUGCUAAAAUAACAGAUGUCCACGUGCUUGCGACUUUUUGUCUUACCGCGUUUCGUUGUAUUGGGCCUUUUGGACUGCUAUUUUCAGAUCGUCAACAUUUCAUUAUUUUGGACUUUUGGGGGGGCUUUCUCGGUUUCCUGUCAUGCCUUGAAAACUGUCAGAAAGAUGAAUAUUACCAUCAAAGUGAGGAAUUUGGUAGAUGAGCCAUUAGUUUGAGAUGUCAGUUGCUCUUAUUCUUCUUAAUCUUUACUUAAAUUUUUUCUCUGCCAAAGUUCCAAGUUAUUUUUUCUUAAUUAUUGAAAGGACUAAAGAAAUUGUAAAACAUCAAGAAUUAAGAGAUCAGCAUAUUCUCAGUUUAUUAGUAACCCAAGUGUGUUUUUUUAGGGCCGCUCUCCUUUUGUGGAAACGGUUUCUUCUUCAUCGCUGUUUGAACAAUUAUUCAUGCUAAAAGCACCCACUAGUCCCAGUCUUUGGUAGGUCCAAUUGGCCCAUUCCACUGUUCCUUCUCUCCUUCACAUGAGGAAGAGUUUCGUCUGAAUUAAGUUCGUCAAUUUCUCUUUAUUUUUCUUAUACUUGCUUCCCAAAUACCAUACAUUAUGAUGUUUAGUUUCCCAUUUUUUGUGCGAGGUUGAACCAUUCGAAUCAAAUUGGACAUUGCACGACCAUAAACUUCUGACUGUCUUUUCUCAAACUGAAAAUUUAUAUCACUUUUUCGUUUAUAUGCUUUCUUACUAUUUUUUGCUGAACUCUAUCUAAGAUAUUGUGGGGUGCGACGUUUCUUACUUCACUUUACAUUUUAAAAAAAAUAUACUGACAACAUCUGACUCAAAUACAUGUAUAUUAAUCUCUGUGAGGAAUUUCUAACAAUCAUUUUUUUUUUGUUGUUUUACUGCAUAUUUUGAUUGUUGCUUCAAGAAGUGAUGCCUCCUCUGUAUGUAUUAGUUCAUUCUUCUAAUUUGGUCCCUGUAGAACUUUUAAUUCCCAAUUUUCCAAUUGCUCUUCCUUUCGAAUUUUAUCCUGAAACAUCAUACACUGAAUCCUGGCACGUAUGACAUUUUUUAUGGUUUUUUAACUCACGAUUGGACUUCAGGAUCGGAAAUUUUGGUACGUGAAAUCCCCGCCAUUUCUGAUGGUUCGGCUAAGCUAAAAGCACAAGUUCAAGACGAUUCUGAAGCUACUUUGGCACCCAAGGUCUUUUUCCUUAACUGUGUACCGCACAUAUAUACAAUUGAUUAUAUUGCUCUAACUCUAACUUCGCCUCGCUUUUGGCCACGCUGCCUUGAAUAUACAGUUGUUUACUUGAAGAAAAGGGAGAAAACUUUACCUCGAUUAUAUGUCAUGAUCUAAAAGGGAGAAAACUUUCUUUGUCUGUGUUUACUGUAUUGGGUUAAGCAUUUGAAUUCUGGGCCAUUUGUAUGGUACGAACCUGGAUGAAGAAUGGAAUGAAAUGGGUUACACGUUUCAUUGUCCUGAGGUUGGGCUAAUAAUCAUUUGCUUGCUAAAAUAAUAGAUACUGGUCUUUCACUGACAACUUCACAACAUAGAAAUGUGGGAAUUAUUUUUAAAAUGAUUAAUCUAUUAGAGCACUUUCCCUUAUCGUAGGAUUCGUCUAAGAAACCUUGGAAACAUUUUUUUUCCUUACUAGUGACACGCAUUAGUCUAAAUGACUGAUCUAAUUCUGUGUUCAGCUCAAACCUGAGGAAUCAUGGCUAUCCUUUGAUGAAGAAGCUCGUGUUCUACACAAUAAGGUAAUAUUUAUUUUCUAUGUAGAUCUUUUUUCCACUGAUACACAAAAACGACUUCUUUAGGUCCGGGCAUUCUCAGGGUGGCCAGGAACUCGAGCCAAACUUCAGGUCCAUGACAGUAAUGGCUCUGCAAAAAUCAUAGAGUUCAAGAUCAUCACAACCAGAUUUAUCAGUUCUUGCAACACUGAAGACGACGAGAAUGAAAUAAGAUUCAACAAGGGGGCAUUGAUGAUACCAUGCCCAGGGCCAUCAGUGCUUGAGGUAUGCUUGUUUUCCAUCACUUGCUGCGUCCAAAAGCACAAAGCAUCUCUCUCUCUCUCUGUGUAUAUAUAUAUUGAUCUUAAGCUUGUUUCAAUGCAGGUUCUGGAGAUACAGCUACCUGGAAAGAAAGUAAUGACCGCGAAUGACUUUUGGAAUGGCUUAAGAGGCCAGAAGCUGAAGAAGUUGAUAUGCUAG
This is a messenger RNA of Spirodela intermedia, 6891 nucleotides long. NCBI's taxonomy places the organism in Eukaryota, Viridiplantae, Streptophyta, Magnoliopsida, Alismatales, Araceae. The record is from the annotation of a GenBank genome assembly.